CUGGUUUGAGACAAAUGGCGUAUUAUUCAAAUAUUUUAAUGUUUUUAAUUUAAGCUUGCAUAAUAAACAGCUUAAUUCUGUAAGCAUCUCAUUUGGAUUAUGGAAUUAUUGCGCUUGGAAUACUCAAUUCAUUGCUUGUUCUCCCAUUCAAAUGAAUUAUGACAUAGAUGUUUAUUCCGUCAUUCAGGCACUCAGCUAUUCCACUUCUAUACCCAUUUUAUACAAAUCCUCAUCAAUCACCUAUGUUCGAUUUAUACCACUUCUUUUAGCUUCCUUUCUCGCAGUAGUAGCUAUCAGCAUCUCGCUUUAUCUCAUACCCAAUAAUCCUAAAAACCUCGUUCAACAACGCGCUUUAUUCCGAAUCGUCAGCAUUACCAGCCUCGUCACAGCCCUUGUCGUAUCGGCACCUUACGGAAUCACCGUACAAUCUUACUCUGUCAAUGUUCGUCAUGCCUGUUCUUUAAUUGAAAAUUUUACAUGCUCAAGCGUAUCAUACCAAGCAGAGACCGCACUACUGGGUAUAUCCAUAGGCUUGUUCGUCCUUGCCGCCAUUUGCUCCCUCAUGUGCGCAUGCCAGCUGAAACAAACAAGGGAUUAUAGCCUGUCGGAAGCCAACCGUGUUUCCUAUUACAGCAACCAAGAACAGCCCAUUGAUGAAAAACAACAGCCAUUAGACGCGGAAAAGGCGCUGAGAAAAGAUAAUCACAUCAUACCACCCUCUCUACUUGCGGAUGAUACAAUCUGGAACAUUGAAAAUAAAGAGAAAAUCUCACUCCGUCCACCUCCCGCAUUCAAUUCGACUCAUACUGGUACCGCCAAAACAAGAAGCAUUGUGCAACCAACGUAUUACUCGUCUGAGUCCUCUUUUUCUAUCCAUGACACCACGCUCCUUCCACCUAAUUUACCUUUUGCGGGUAAACGACCCUUAAGUAAUGGCUCAGAUAAUACAUUUGGUGCAAUUGACAGAAGUAGUGACGUCUUGGCAGAUGACUGUCCCUCACGCUCGUCAUCUUGCACAGACCACCGUCCGGAUCUAAGAAGAGGAAGUAGUAAUAAUACAUUCAUGUACGCUUCUGGAUCUCAAACACAAUCGAAUCAUACGUUGGGUACAUUUAAUCUUCGACAAAAUUCUUCUCAGUAUUCUUCGCAAGACAGUAGUACGGACGACUUUCAGUCAAUUAGUCAGUCUGGAACGAACAAGACUCUACAACAGCGUAUUAAUCACUACUUGAGAAAGUGA
This is a messenger RNA of Rhizopus microsporus ATCC 52813, 1240 nucleotides long. RefSeq lists its product as uncharacterized. Lineage: Eukaryota; Fungi; Mucoromycota; Mucoromycetes; Mucorales; Rhizopodaceae. The transcript is spliced from 2 exons. Bases 152 to 1240 code for a protein of 362 amino acids. The record is from RefSeq and is a predicted model, not a curated record.